GUAAAAGAGGAGCACAUGAUGUUUUCUUCUCCUAUUCUUUGACAUCCUCCAAAAAAAGAAGGGAGAGAACAGGACUGGAAAUGCUCCCGAUUCCCGUCCUCAUUUGGUCAGUGCCUUAAUUUGUAUUGUGUAAGUAAACAGGGCGCUGCCUUUGUUCAAUUCAAAUCCUGUUUGGUCGAGUUCCUUGAUCAGAUGCCAUUCAAAUGUUGUGCGCUUUCAAGCUACGGAGCCUCGUCUUCCUGUGGCGAUCUUUGAUGCGAGCAUUGGUCUUGUUCAUCUCCCAUUUCCUCUGGUGAUCCAUCCCAACCAACCAACUGGCAAUCGCCAUACCUCUCUUGGUGUUCACAUCGAUCCGUGCUGGCACAAUCUUCUUGAUCGGGAACUAGUUGUUCUGUCAUGCAUCUUCAUCGUUGUCCACGACGAUGGGAUCACUGGACUACUACGAGAUCCUGAAUGUGGACCGGAGCGCGACCGACGAUGAUCUCCGCAGGGCCUACCGCCGGCUGGCCAUGCGGUGGCACCCCGACAAGAACCCGGAAGGCAAGAGCGACGCCGAGGCCAAGUUCAAGGACAUCACCGAAGCCUACAACGUUCUCAGCGACGCCACCAAGAGGGCGGUGUAUGACCAGUACGGAGAGGAGGGGCUCAAGGACCCGCCGCCGCAGCCAGGCGGUAGCGUCGACGACAUCUUUGCCGAGUUCUUUGGAAGCACCCCGUUCACGUACAGCAACAACACGCGCGCCAAGCAGCAGCAGCAAACGGCGUGGGACGGCGGUUUCGGCCGGCCUUACGACCAGGGCGUCGGCGCGGGUGCGGCGGCCAUGGCGGCGCCGCCGCCGGUGGAGAGCAAGCUGGCGUGCACCCUGGAGGAGCUCUACACGGGCGUCACCAAGAAGAUGAAGAUCUCCAGGAACGUCGUCGACGCCACCGGGAGGAUGAAGACGGAGUCUGAGAUUCUGUCGAUCGAGGUGAAGCCGGGGUGGAAGAAAGGCACAAAGAUCACGUUCCCGGGCAAGGGCAACCAGCAGUGGAACCAGCUCCCCGCCGACCUGGUGUUCGUCGUCGACGAGAGGCCACACGACGUGUACCGCCGUGACGGGAACGACCUGCUGGCUGAGGCCCGGGUUACCCUCGCGGAGGCGCUGGGCGGCACGGUGGUCGUGCUGGCCGCCCUCGACGGCCGCGAGCUGGCGGUGGACGUGGGCGGCGGCGAGGAGGACGGCCCCGUGGUGUGCCCGGGGUACGAGCUGGUGGUGCCGAUGGAGGGCAUGCCCAUCGCCCGCGAGCCUGGACGCCACGGGAGCCUCAGGAUCAGGUUCGACGUCGCGUUCCCGGACCGGCUAACGCGCCCCGCGCGAGCGCAGAUCAAGCGCAUCCUGGAACUGGAAGCCGCCGGCGGCUAGGCUGGGCCGCGAUCGACAUGGAUGUGCGUGUGUCUCGCCGGCCACCAGAAAAACUACUGUCGGUUCCCGCGUUUAUGUACGCGCGCGUGUACAUUAUUCGUAUACGUCUAUUUGCCGUAUUUUAGCAUGUUCA
This is a messenger RNA of Lolium perenne, 1536 nucleotides long. RefSeq lists its product as uncharacterized. Gene Ontology annotation, cellular component: cytosol. The record is from RefSeq and is a predicted model, not a curated record. Lineage: Eukaryota; Viridiplantae; Streptophyta; Magnoliopsida; Poales; Poaceae. Gene Ontology annotation, molecular function: protein-folding chaperone binding.